AUGAAGGUCUUUCACGCUCUGCUUUUCGCUGCAUUCGCCAUCUCUACCGUUUCAUGUGCUACAAUUCGAGUUACAGCUACUGAUUCAGAAGUGUCCGAGAAGAAUUCGUCAAGUCUCCCGAUCGCAUCUCUUGCGUCCUCAGCCGCCUUUGAUGUUGAGAUCCCCUCAGAUGCAGAGGAUCCGGAUCAGGAGAUCGACUCGCCAGCCAGCGACUCAAGUCAGACGUCCAGCGCAAGUAAUCUCGAUGAUGAGACCUCGAUGGGGAGCGAGGAUGACUUGGGCCCGACUGGAAACUCGGGCGGAGCCAUUCCUCCUCGGGUUGGGCCAAUGCUACCUGGUUCAUCGGAUGCCACAUCCCAUGUGAAGACCACUAUGGGCUCUGUCGCGGUAACUGUCGUCGCUGUAUGUGCCUACUUUCUUUAG
Molecule: messenger RNA, 423 nt
Organism: Plasmopara halstedii
Lineage: Eukaryota; Oomycota; Peronosporomycetes; Peronosporales; Peronosporaceae
Exons: 1
Coding region: 1-423 (140 amino acids)
Source: RefSeq, a predicted model, not a curated record